AUGCAUUGGCUGUGCAAAUGUGUUGUCGGCUUGACGGUGUUGGCCACCGCCGCCCGGUCAGCGACGCUGCCGAACGUGGCGCAGAAAUGUGUGCCACCCGGGCCGGGGCUGUCGCUGAACGACUUCCUUUCCGGCAAGUUUUACUUGUUUGAACGACAGCAGGAGUUCAGCAUCAAACUCUUGCAGACAGCCGUCACCGCUUCGCCCAAGCAGAACUUGAUAUUCUCGCCGCACAGCAUAUACACUGCACUACUCAUCACAUACUUCUUGAGCAACAACGAAACGGAAGAGACGUUAAAGCGUUUCCUCAAUCUACCGCCGGAACAGGGCAAACUGAGCGUGAUGCAAGCGUACCGCAUGGAGAAACUGUUCCACUCGAUGAGGGCGUUGAACACAAGCGGAGAUUACGAGUUCAGCUCGGUGGAUCGCCUGUUCGUUUCCCAAAGACUUCCGAUACAAAAGUGCAUUGCCGACGUGUUCAAGGACGAGGUGCACAAAAUGGAUUUCGUCGUCGAUCCUGAACUGGCUCGUAUGUACAUCAACAACUGGGUGACCAACCAGACCAACCAGCAAAUCAAGGACCUGUUGCCCGAGGGAAAAAUCACGUACGAGACGAGACUUGUGCUGGCGAACGCGGCGUAUUUCAAGGGCUUUUGGAGCUCUAGGUUUUCCUCUGAGAGCACAAAAGAUGAGGUGUUUUACACUUCACCUACCGAAAACGCGUAUGUUCCGAUGAUGUGGCAAUCCGGCGUUUUCAACCUACUGAGCUCCGACGAGUUGGGUGCGCACGUCUUGGAACUCCCGUACAAAGGCGGUGACAUCAGUCUGUUCGUGAUCCUGCCACCUUUCAACAAACAACGUGGAAUUAGUCAGCUUAGUAAGAGGCUCAAUACCAACAUUUUGCAAAACAUUGUGUCGUCAGGUGAAUGGACGUCGCGUCCCGUCGAGGUGUCUCUACCCAAGUUUAACGUCGAACAGAGCAUGGACAACCUCGUGCCGCUACUGGAGCAAAUGGGAAUCGGAAAUGUGUUCAAAGGCAAAGUCGACCUGUCGGCGCUGACCGGUAACGCAAACGACGUGACCAUCGACGACGCUGUGCACAAGGCAAAAAUCUCCGUGGACGAAGAGGGCACGAUUGCCGCUGCGGCCACGUCGUUCCUGAUGUCCCGGUCGUCCAGGCCGGUCGAGCCUUUCAAGUUCCGGUGCAACCAUCCCUUCAUCUACUUCAUGUUCGACAAGGUCACCGGAUCGGUGCUGUUCAUGGGCGUUUACAAUUCGCCAAAGUCCAACUAG
Macrosiphum euphorbiae (potato aphid) is the source of this 1293-nucleotide messenger RNA. The record is from the annotation of a GenBank genome assembly. Lineage: Eukaryota; Metazoa; Arthropoda; Insecta; Hemiptera; Aphididae.